This is a messenger RNA of Saccoglossus kowalevskii, 1757 nucleotides long. RefSeq names its product gamma-secretase subunit Aph-1b. The record is from RefSeq and is a predicted model, not a curated record. Gene Ontology annotation, biological process: positive regulation of catalytic activity; protein processing. NCBI's taxonomy places the organism in Eukaryota, Metazoa, Hemichordata, Enteropneusta, Harrimaniidae. Gene Ontology annotation, cellular component: membrane.
CCGCCAUGUUUUCUGCAGUUACGUAGUUUUCUAAGCUCGUUUUUUCACUAAUUAGAACUAUUCAAAAGACCGUUUCAACAAAAUCGUGGUAUUGUAACUUGAAACCCGAUGUCAGGGAUUAUAGAGACACACAGUAUUUAUUUAUUUUUGAAGCGAUAGCGAAGAAAUCCACAUCGGAAGUUUGAAAACCUUCACGAACUUUGCCUUCUCUCUGGCAGAAAUUGACACGCUUUUUGAUUUGGUUUGACAGCGAUCAGCUGUACUUCACAAAGCUUCAAGAUGACUACCAUGUCUCUUUUUGGUGCCACGUUUAUUGCGUUUGGACCAUUAAUUGCAAUGUUUAUAUUCACAAUUGUCAAAGACCCCUUAAAAGUUAUUAUCAUGAUUGCCGGUUCCUUUUUCUGGUUGCUAUCUUUACUCUUAUCAUCACUGCUAUGGGUAAUUGUUUCGCCAUUACAAGAUGAGCUGGCAUUUGCUGUGAUAUUUUCUGUUAUCUUUCAAGAGCUUUUCCGAUUGGCUUACUAUAAGUUAUUAAGAAAAGCGGACGAUGGUAUGCAGCAAUUUACCGAUGUUGAUCAGGAUGUGAUCAGUAAAAAUCAAACAGGAUACGUUGCUGGAGUUGGAUUUGCCCUGAUGAGCAGCACAAUGUCAACUGUCAAUAUUUUGGCAGAUCACAGUGGUCCUGGUACUGUCGGUAUCAAUGGCGAUGAUGAACUUUUUCUUUUGACUUCAGCAUUUUUCACCUGUUGUUUCACCUUGUUACACACAUUUUGGGGUGUCAUAUUUUUUUACGGAAUGGAUAAGAAAAAAUACCUUAUGGUAUUAGGUGUGGUGGUAUCGCAUCUAGCAGUUUCGUGUCUGACAUUGCUGAACCAGUAUGAUCCCCCAAUGUACAUGGCUUCCUUGAUACCGUCAUAUGUCAUUAUGGUUCUGAUGGGUACAUGGGCUUACUAUGUGGCAGGCGGAUCGUUCCAGAAUGUACUGGCGUUUUUUACGUGCAAACAUGGAGGUUAUGACUUUGAUUAAAGUUGAACAUUUAAUAUGAAUAUGAUUACAAAAUAACCGCACAAUAUAUGGAUUUGUAAACUGCACAAAUUUAAUGUCGUUUUUCAGCUUUAUGUAUUUCUCCUUCACAGUGCACUAGCUUUGUAUUAUCAGCUGUUUCACCUGAAUUUACAGUCACAAUUCAUGUAUGGGUGCUAAACCUGCAGUGUGGUGUACCUUGUUAAUGAUCAUUCACCUUCAACAAUCAUUCAUCCAUCCCGCCUGAGUUCAACUGUGUCAAAAAUCUAGUUUCUCUUUCCUGCCACUUUUGGAUUUUUUGUUUAUAUAAGUUAUAUUACCCAGUAAUCACCCCACCAUUAUAAUGUACACAAUUAUUAUAGGGGAUGAUACAGUUUUAUUGAAUGGUUCAUAGCAACAAAAUUUAACGAUUUUCCCUGACCUGUCAAAUUUGCAGAAAAUUAACUGGCAAUUAAAAUUGUUUUCAGUAGUUCAUUCCACUUCAGUACUGUGAAAUACUUUAUUUUCACUUGGAAUUCAUUUUCAUUGAAGGAGAGAUCAACUAAAGAUAGAGAAAUACUAGUUACUUAUACAUAGUGCAAAUACUUUUACUAGAAUCAACCCCUUCAAAAUUUCAGAAUCAAAUUUCCAGCCCAUUACUUAACUACCGGUAAUUAAUUUUCAUAUGAUUUCAUAUUGCUGUAAGUGUUAUAGAGUUAAUAAUGAUAUUGUUAUAUAUAAACCCUUUAUAUUUU